Molecule: messenger RNA, 327 nt
Organism: Zychaea mexicana
Lineage: Eukaryota; Fungi; Mucoromycota; Mucoromycetes; Mucorales; Lichtheimiaceae
Exons: 4
Coding region: 1-327 (108 amino acids)
Source: RefSeq, a predicted model, not a curated record
AUGGAAAAGAGAACAGUGCCUACAGAAUUGCCUGAACGAUUGAUGGAAGGAUUGAGGGAAACGACUACUAAUUGCAACGGCCUUGUUGAAGCAAGGAUAAGGGGCUGCUCCAUUCCACACACUGAGCGAUUUCUACAUGGCGUAAUAACUGGGCAGAAUGGGACCAACGCGAUCAACAGCACAGCAUACUCCAUUGUUACCACAACAAACAUUCAACUGCCAAUGACAAACGCCGUUGCCAUUGCCGCUCAUGACGCGACUCUAGUGGAAACUACUCCUGCGACUCAGGCUUGCCGUCAGUCUUUUCCUCGAAGCAUCCACACCUAG